AUGGGCUUCACGGUUGCGUCUGUGUGUUUUGUAACACUGUUAUUGGAGGCGGCUCAUGCAGCCCAAGGUCACUUUGCGCAUCAACUGCUAAAUGACCUUAUGGAGAAUUAUUCGAAUGCUCUGAGGCCCGUGGAAGACACAGACAAAACCCUGAAUGUCACACUGCAGGUCACAUUGUCUCAGAUUAAAGACAUGGAUGAGCGCAACCAAGUUCUUAUAGCAUACCUGUGGAUAAGGCAGACAUGGUAUGAUGCCUUCCUGAAAUGGGAUAAGGACGAGUAUGACGGUCUUGAGGUCAUCCGCAUCCCCAGCAGCCUGGUGUGGAGACCCGACGUAGUGCUUUACAACAAAGCUGAUGAAGAUUUGCCCAGCCCAGUGGACACUAACGUUGUGCUGCGGUACACCGGUGAAAUCACAUGGGAUGCUCCAGCCAUCACCAAAAGCUCGUGUGUGGUGGAUGUGUCCUACUUCCCUUUCGACAGUCAGCAGUGUAAUCUCACCUUUGGCUCUUGGACCUAUAACGGCAAUCAGGUGGACAUCACCAUGGCGAUGACUAGCGGUGACCUCUCAGACCUGGUGGAGAAUGUGGAGUGGGAGUGUGAUGGCAUGCCUGCCACCAAGAACGUGAUCAUGUAUGGCUGCUGCUCGGACCCGUACCCGGACAUCACAUACACACUACUGCUACGCAGACGCUCCUCCUUCUACGUUUUCAACCUGCUGCUGCCUUGCUUCCUUAUCUCCUUCCUUGCGCCACUUGGCUUCUUCCUGCCUGCGGACUCAGGUGAGAAGGUCUCGUUGGGUGUCACCGUGCUGCUGGCGCUCACCGUCUUCCAGCUGGUGGUGGCCGAGAGCAUGCCACCCUCUGAGAGCGUGCCUCUGAUAGGGAAAUACUACAUUGCGACGAUGACAAUGAUCACAGCCUCUACCUCUCUCACCAUCUUCAUCAUGAACAUCCAUUUCUGUGGUGCUGAAGCCAAACCAGUCCCUCACUGGGCCAAAGUGCUCAUCAUCGGCUAUAUGAGCAGGAUCUUCUUCGUCUAUGAAGUUGGAGAGAGCUGCACCUCAUCGCUAGCACGAAAGAAAAAUGCAGACAAACGCCAUACACUGAACCCUCAACGGAAACCACCCAAGCAGAACCCAGAACCAACCAGAAACCCUUCAAGUCUCCCUUGCUGUCCCAAUGAUGAAAAACUUCCUUCUGCAAAUAUAACCUUUGAGGCCUGCAUGUUUUGCGGGCCUCAUAGUGAUGGUUUUGCCGGAGACCUGAAGCUCAUCAAGAACGUUGAGUACAUUGCAAACUGCUUCCGAGAGCAGAAGUUGACUUCACUGAAAGUGGCUGAGUGGAAAAAGGUGGCCAAGGUGAUGGACAGGUUCUUCAUGUGGAUCUUCUUUGCCAUGGUUUUCCUCAUGAGCAUCCUCAUCAUCGGCAAGUCGUCGUGA
Hemibagrus wyckioides is the source of this 1440-nucleotide messenger RNA. Its product is annotated as neuronal acetylcholine receptor subunit alpha-9-II. The record is from RefSeq and is a predicted model, not a curated record. NCBI's taxonomy places the organism in Eukaryota, Metazoa, Chordata, Actinopteri, Siluriformes, Bagridae. Gene Ontology annotation, biological process: nervous system process; regulation of membrane potential; chemical synaptic transmission. Gene Ontology annotation, molecular function: transmembrane signaling receptor activity; acetylcholine-gated monoatomic cation-selective channel activity. Gene Ontology annotation, cellular component: synapse; neuron projection; postsynaptic membrane. The transcript has 6 exons. The coding region runs from base 1 to 1440 and encodes 479 amino acids.